AGUAAAUGUCAGAUACCAGCUGAUCCGGUCGUCAACAAAAAAAAUCACACAAAAACAGUGCAAUACUACCGUGGAAAAUCGAGAAAACUCAAUUUUCCUCACCUAGAAUUCCACUUGACGAUGAGUGAAAAUGCUGCGAAAGGUGCAAAAUACUGUAAAGUGCUCAUAGUGGGUGCAGGAGCAGCAGGACUCUCCUCGGCGAACCAUCUGCUGAAGAAUGGUUGCAAGGAUUUCCUCAUUCUCGAGGCUAGAAAUCGCAUCGGUGGACGGAUUGUCUCCAUUGACAUCGAUUCCCAGAAGGUGGAAUUAGGAGCAAACUGGAUUCAUGGCGUCCUGGGGAAUCCCAUCUUUGAGUUGGCCAUGUCAUCGGGCUUAGUGAGCAUCAUAAAUGUCCCGAAGCCACAUAAAAUUGUUGCAGCCACGGAGGAUGGGAAGCAAGUUCCCAUUGAUAUUCUCCAUGAGAUUUACGAGGCUUACGUGACUUUCCUGCGCCGGUGCGAAGAGUACUUUCUGUGUCAGUACGUCCCACCGCCUGAUAUUCACAGCGUCGGGGAGCACAUAAAUCUCGAAAGGGAGCUUUAUUUGGGUGAAAUGCCCGAAUCGGGGGAGAAGAGGAUCAAACAGUUGAUUUUCGAUUGCCUUCUCAAGCGAGAAACAUGCAUAACUGGCUGUGAUAGCAUGAAUGAAAUUGAUCUGCUGGAGCUGGGGAGCUACACUGAGCUCCAAGGAGGGAAUAUUGUCCUGCCGGCAGGGUAUAGUUCGAUCCUGGGACCCCUCACUGAAAACAUUGCCCCUGAGCAAAUUAUCAAAGCCUGCCCCGUGCGAAUGAUCCACUGGCGACGGAAAGGCUCCACAACAGCUACCGUUGGGAACCUCACGACAGUCGAGGAGGAUACCGAAGGUGAUUCUGAUGAUUCCGACAAGACCGUCACUGAGGCACCCACACGGAAUUUCAAUGUUAAAGUAGAAUCCGAAGCUGGGGAGAUCUUCUAUGCUGAUCAUAUAAUAUGCACAAUACCCCUGGGUGUCCUCAAGGAGAAGGCGGACACACUCUUCUCACCCCAAUUGCCUGCUUACAAGCGCGAAUCCAUCGAUAGGCUUCUUUUUGGGACGGUUGACAAGAUUUUCCUCGAGUACGAUCGACCCUUUCUCAAUGCCACCAUCAGUGAAGUUAUGCUUCUGUGGAAUGAGGAUCCAAAUCCUCAAGCUAGCCUAAAGGAUUCGUGGUACAAGAAGAUUUACUCUUUUGCAAAGGUCACGGAAACCCUCCUUUUAGGGUGGAUUUCUGGGCGUGAAGCGGACUACAUGGAGACACUUUCGCACGAGGAAGUUGCUGAAAAAUGCACCGAGAUCCUGAGGAAGUUUCUUCAGGAUCCAUUUGUACCCAAACCUAAAAGAUGCAUCUGCACGAGCUGGAGAAACCAGCCCUUCUGCAGAGGAUCCUACACAGCCAUGGCAGUCGGAGCAACACAGGAAGAUAUCGAGAAUAUUGCACAACCUCUCUAUUCAGAUCCACACCAAACAAAGCCGUCUGUUUUGUUCGCUGGCGAGCACACCCACGCAAAUUUCUACUCAACCGUUCAUGGAGCCUAUUUGAGUGGACGAACAGCGGCCCAAAUAAUCCUCACACCGGACUCCCCGCAGGAGAUUGUUAUGGAGUCCGAUAGCACGGAUCUCAGCGCUUGGAUUCAGGGCAUUUCACUCGAUUGAAGUGAGCUGAUUACAUUGAAAAUAAAGACGUAUCGUGACAUUUCUUCGUGCUUUUUACCAUGAGAGUGAAAAAUUUACAUUAUUGUAGAUUUUUUUUUAUAAUUUUAAAUAUUGUAUUUACCGAAAAGCAGCAUUUUCUAGUCCGAUAUUUUUUUUUAUUUAAAAUCCCAAAUAUUUAAGGCUUUUUAGUAUGAGUUUAGUAGGUACACUAAUCUGAGAAAAUAAAAAAAAGUAUUGUUAAUUCAAAGAUAAAA
Lutzomyia longipalpis is the source of this 1964-nucleotide messenger RNA. RefSeq names its product spermine oxidase. Bases 121 to 1710 code for a protein of 529 amino acids. Lineage: Eukaryota; Metazoa; Arthropoda; Insecta; Diptera; Psychodidae. Gene Ontology annotation, molecular function: polyamine oxidase activity. The transcript has 4 exons. The record is from RefSeq and is a predicted model, not a curated record.